Fopius arisanus is the source of this 2601-nucleotide messenger RNA. Its product is annotated as protein RFT1 homolog. The record is from RefSeq and is a predicted model, not a curated record. Gene Ontology annotation, biological process: dolichol-linked oligosaccharide biosynthetic process; glycolipid translocation. Bases 63 to 1745 code for a protein of 560 amino acids. The transcript has 10 exons. Lineage: Eukaryota; Metazoa; Arthropoda; Insecta; Hymenoptera; Braconidae. Gene Ontology annotation, cellular component: endoplasmic reticulum membrane.
UUUCAAUGUCAAUUUUUCAUUCAAUUUCAUCAUUUUUUGGUGAUAAUUGAAAUUGACACGUCAUGGCGAUGAACGUUUUGAACAGCAGUCUGGAGAAUGCCUCCUUCAACAUUAUUUUUCAGAUUUUCUGUCGACUUCUCACAUUUGUCCUGAAUGUAUUUGUUGUGAGGAACGUGGGAGAAGCUGUCCUGGGGGUCAUGAACGUCAGAUUAUUGUUGCUUGAAUCAACAAUACUUUUUUUAUCCAGAGAACCAUUUUUCAAAGCCUGUCUCACUAAUGCUGCUGAACAUAAUUGGGCGCAAGUCGUUAAUUUACUCUGGCUAACGAUUCCAAUUUCUUCAGUAAUUUCUUUCAUAUUCGGGUACAUCUGGUUGUACAUCCUGGCGACAUCGGAGACUCUACCAGACUACUACACAUUUGCAGUGAUUUCUGUAGCUAUUUCUUGUGUGAUUCAUUUACUAUCCCUAGUGGCUCAACUGGUCUCCUCAGCCUUUCUCUUCAAUCGAUUCAAAGUUGUAAUCGAGGCGUCAGCUAUCGUCUUCAGGACUUUUCUUUUCGUCCCAAUAGUUCUUCAUCGGCCAGAAAAUGCACUUCUAGCCUUCGGAGUGGCCCAAUUGGCUUACGUUAUGUUCUAUUCUCUAGCUCAUUACAUUUAUUUCCAUUGGUACAUUCAACGGCUGAACGAUCAGAGAAUUAGACUCAAGAAAACCGACUCUUCAGACAGUGACGAAUUGACAGAUAACAAGAACGAAGGAAUGGCUGAUUUUCCAUUUAAUUCCAUCAGAGAUUUUCUUCCCGGGCAAUUGAAAAAUAAUGAUUCGAGGUUUGAUAACAAAUUAACAGUUCUCACUUGGAGUUUCUUUCGUCAAGGAAUUUUGAAGCAAAUUCUAACAGAAGGCGAGCGCAUCAUCAUGACUGUCUUCCCAGUGAUCACAUUGGCAGAACAGGGAACGUAUGAUGUUGUGAAUAAUUUGGGAUCAUUAGCAGCGAGAUUCAUCUUUCGUCCGAUCGAGGAAAGUGGAUACUUUUACUUCACGCAGGUUGUCAAGAGAGACGAGAAGAUUAAUCAGCAGAAUCCUGUGAAAGUACGAGAGAGUGUAGACGUUCUCAAGCACCUCUGCUCUGUGGUAACAUCCAUUGGUCUGAUAGUCCUGGUGUUCGGUCAGGCUUAUUCAUCGACACUUUUGUGGAUCUAUGGAGGCACUAAAUUCACAGCUCAUCUUCCUGUUCACUUGAUGCAAGCGCACUGCCUUGCAGUUCUGCUUUUAGCGAUCAAUGGUGUUACCGAGUGUUACACUAAUGCAACAGCAGACAGUGCUACCAUCAACAAGACCAAUAUCAUCAUGAUUUAUGAGUCAAUAGUAUUCUUGGUGGCUUCUUAUGUGUUGACAUCGUGGCUGGGGCCAGUCGGUUUCAUAUUCGCUAAUUGUUUGAAUAUGGGAUCCAGGAUCUAUCAUUCGGUUGUGUUCAUCAAUGGAAGACAUGCUGGAACGAAUUAUAGGCCGUUAGGAGGACUCGUGCCUAAGUUAUUUUUCAUCGUCAGUUUGACGGUAUCUGCUGUCGUCACUGGUUUAUCUUAUAUAAUCUUUUUCCCCGAGCAGAAAUUUGUGCACUUCGUCAUCGGAGUUUUUAUGUUUGCCAUUGUUUCGCUCUCAUGGAUUUAUGAAAAUCGAGAACUAGUUCAACUUGGCAUUGACAAGUGGAGGGAGAGGAGACGUCGGCCAGCGGAAGUUAAAAUAGACUGACGAAAUAAUUGUUGAUGCAAUAUUUAUUUUGUGAAUCGAUAUUUUGUUGAAGUAUAUCGUUUUUCUUUUUACAUCCAUUCUGGAAGUAUGUUGGAAGGAUCAAGAGUGUGUUAUCCUGGGUUUUCCCCGAAACUUGUAGUCAAUAUUCAUUCGAAUUUAUAUUUGCAGUUAAAGUGGGAGAGGGUAAUACAUUUUCAAGUGAAUAGAAAUAUAAGCUUUCUUCACUAUUUUAUUUUAUACCCACAGCAACUGAAAUAGCAAAUCGGCAAAUUUUUUGUGUUGUUGCAAGGAAAAAAUCAUAAAAUGACGCGAAUACUCAUGUUUUUUUUCAGCUUUAGAACAGAAAAAAAAAACCAAAUGAUUAAUCGGAGAUAUUUAUCUCAGUUGUUAAUACAGAUGUGUAAAUAUCCGGGUGGCAAAGAAAGAAAUUAAUUAAAAUAAACUUCAGGAUUAAUUAUGAACAGCUUCUCUCAUAUAAAUAGAGUUUCUCCGUUGGGUGAUCAUCAUUCGCAUUCGAAUUCAUCGGUUCUGUCAUCAGACAAUUGAAUCCUCUCAUCAUGAAGUAUCUUUCUAUCUUUUUGGUCAUUACUAUGAUCCUCGCAGCUGUUAGUGGUCAACGUUGCAAGGGACGAGGACUGAGAUGCAAUUCAAAUCGCGAGUGCUGUGCACGCAUCUGCAAUGCCUGGAGGCGAAGAUGUUCAUAGGGAGAUAUCGACUAGAUCAUCUCGAUACCGUGGAAAUACUUGAAAACUGCCUGUCUUUAGGGUCUUGUCGAUCUCAACUGCAUUAUUAUUAUCUGCAAAUAUUUUGUAUUGAUUAAUUAUUGAUAAAUACAAGGGAAAACUAUUCAGACAAA